This is a messenger RNA of Acyrthosiphon pisum (pea aphid), 717 nucleotides long. RefSeq names its product zinc finger BED domain-containing protein 5-like. The record is from RefSeq and is a predicted model, not a curated record. The coding region runs from base 1 to 717 and encodes 238 amino acids. NCBI's taxonomy places the organism in Eukaryota, Metazoa, Arthropoda, Insecta, Hemiptera, Aphididae. The transcript has a single exon.
AUGGACAUUGCUUUUAAAAUAGCCAAUUCUAUACGUUCACGAAGCUUGCAAAGGCGACUUUUUAAAUUACAAUUAGAAGAAAACGAUUCUCAGUAUUGUGAUUUAAUACUGCAUACGGAUGUUAGAUGGUUGAGCCGUGGUAAAUUUCUAGAAAGGUUUCAAUGUUUACUUCCUGAAAUAAUAGAGUUUUUAAAAUCCAGAGGCGAUAAUUAUGAUUGUUUAACAAACAAUACAUGGCUUCAGAACUUAGCUUUUUUAACAGAUAUAACGGCUCAUUUAAACACUUUAAAUGUGCAACUUCAAGGAAAAGAUGGGACAAUAAUUGAGUUAUUGAGUUCUAUAAAUGGGUUUAAAUCAAAAUUGAUAUUACUCAAGUCACAAUUAAAUGAAUCUAAUUUGAAUAAUUUUCCAAACUUAAAAGAUUUUUUUGAAAAGCAAAAAUGUACAGUGGCAGUGGAAAUAUAUUGCUCUGAGGUUGAAAAACUGUACAAUGAUUUUAAAAGACGAUUUAAAGAUAUUAAAAAAUUAGAGCCGUAUUUCUGCGAAACAGCAUUUUCUCACAUGAAAAUUAUCAAAACAGAAUUUCGAUCUACGCUCUCUGAUGACCAUUUGGAGCAGUGUCUUCGAUUAGCAGUUAGCAACUAUUCGCCAGAUUACGACCAAUUGGUCAACGACAUGCAAUGUCACACUUCAACAAUGGCCAGAUCAACAAAAUAA